This is a messenger RNA of Megachile rotundata (alfalfa leafcutting bee), 6153 nucleotides long. RefSeq names its product tyrosine-protein phosphatase non-receptor type protein myopic (gene mop). Lineage: Eukaryota; Metazoa; Arthropoda; Insecta; Hymenoptera; Megachilidae. Gene Ontology annotation, biological process: protein dephosphorylation; protein transport to vacuole involved in ubiquitin-dependent protein catabolic process via the multivesicular body sorting pathway; early endosome to late endosome transport. The record is from RefSeq and is a predicted model, not a curated record. Gene Ontology annotation, cellular component: endosome. Gene Ontology annotation, molecular function: protein tyrosine phosphatase activity; protein binding.
GAAGAAACGAAAACUCGUUGUUCGACAUUAUAGUUCUUUUAUGAAAUACACUAUACAUACUAUAAUAUACUUGUUUGAUCUGUUUACAAUUUACAGAAAACGAUAUUCCAAGAUAUGUAUUUGUAAUCGAUGUUCAAUUGUUUCUUAAAUUCUUGUUAAUAUCUGACAAUAUGAGAGAUUACAGUAUAUUAUUUUUGAUGAAAUAUGAAGUUUUUUAAAGAAAAAUUAAGUGACGCAACUACCUCCGAACAUGGGUAUUUGCCCAAAGACAGAUCGUCACAAAUACGUGAUAGCUGGUGGUAACGAAAAGUAUGUUCAAUGAACAAAUCGUUUUCUACGAGUUUGACAGAUAAUCAGCUGUCAGUUUUCAAAGAUUUUAAACAGAUAAUAAUUUAAUAAACAAUUUACAAUGGAAGCAGUACCGCGAUUACCUAUGAUAUCCUUUCAAUUAAAAGUUAGUCCUGAACCUACUACAUUUGGAUCAAAGUUGAAACAGUAUAUACGCGAAUUUUACAAUGAAGACGCAGAAUCAUAUACAAAUGAAAUACAUCAAUUGGAAAGUUUACGCGCAAUGGCUAUACGACCCCCCAUAGAUAUGGCUGGCUGUUUGUUAUUAAAAAAAUAUUAUUGUCAGUUACAUUUUCUUCAAAGUAGAUUUCCUAUGGGAAAAGAUGGUGCAGCAGCAGUUACAUUCACAUGGAGGGACACGUAUGCAAACAUGGUUUGUUCACUGGCAAAUAUCCGUUUUGAAAUAAUUUCAAUCUUGUAUAAUAUUGGUGCAAUGCAUACUCAGCUGGGAGCACGUACAGAAAGAACAUCAGCCGAUGGCAUGAAAAUGGCUUGUGCUCAUUUUCAGUGUGCAGCAUGGGCAUUUGAACAUUUGAAAAAUAGUUAUCCACAGCCAUCUGGUGUAGAUUUAGCACCAGAAUUAAUGACAUUUAUGCAUCAGCUUUGUUUAGCUCAAGCUCAAGAAUGUAUAUUAGAAAAGAGUAUGCUUGAUAAUCGGAAACCUACCAUUGUAGCAAAAGUCGCGAGACAGAUAGUGGAUUAUUUUACUCUGGCAUUAUCUACGCUUGAACAAGGUGGAAGUGAAGAUGGAACCAUUUCAGAUACAGUUGGUACAAAAAUUUAUAAGAGCUGGAAACGUUAUGUAAAAUUCAAAAGAGCUUAUCACCAAGCUGUCACACAUUUAUAUCAAGGACUGGCAGCUGAGGAACAAAGAAAGAUGGGAGAAAGGGUAGCCUUUUACAAUGUUGCAUUAGCAUCUCUAAACGAAGCACAGUUAAUUUAUACAAGUGCAAAAGGUUCAAUGGGUGCAUCUGGCUCGGCUGAAGAGGAAGCACUAACAUUCACGAAUGAUGUGAUAGAAGGGAAACGUAAAGCAGCCAAAAAUGAAAAUGAAUUUAUAUACCAUGAGGAAGUACCUGAAAAGGAAACAUUACCCACAGUGAAGGGAGCUUCAUUAGUUAAAGGAAUUUCAUUCAGUAUUAAUGAUCCUGAAGUUUCAGGCCCUGAUAUAUUUGCUAGAUUAGUACCUAUGAAGGUUCACGAAGCAAGUUCUUUGUACUCUGAGGAGAAAGCAAAAAUACUACGUUCCGUUGGCGGUAAAAUCGAGGAGAAAGAUCAGCAGCUUAAUACAUAUUUGACAUCUCUAAAAUUAGAACAUUUGAGUUUAUGGGAUCCUGAUGUUCAAACCACAGAAUGGGAACGUUUGCCUCUUCCCGAUGAAUUAAUUGAAAGAUGUGCAGCUUUAAAUGCCAAACAGCACGUUAUUCAAGAAUUAGUUGAUAUAAUGGAAAAAUUAUCGAAUACCAGUCAAGACGUUGAGAAAAUAUUAAAGGAAAUCAACAAACUUCUUCUCGACGAAGAAUUGAAGGAAAAACAGUAUCAGGAUGCAGUUGGGAAAAGACCGCCAUCGAUAGUAGCUACUGAUUUAACUAGAGAAGCUAAGAAAUAUGAAGAAGCUCAUAAUAAAGCUUCAGAAAGCAAUCAUGCCCUUCAUAAAGCGAUAACAAUGCAUGUUAAAAAUUUAAAAAUACUUUCUCAGCCACUUGCUGAGCUUAUUAACCAUAUACCUUCACCGAGUGCAUAUCUUUCAGAACAAAACACUGAAAAGUCGCACACCGCAAUCGAAUUAGAACGGAUGCAUACUAAAGAAUUAAAACGUAUUUUAAAUAAAGUGGAUGAAAUGCGUAGACAAAGAAAUGAAUUACAUACAAAAUUACGGGAUUCCGUCGCACAAGAUGAUUUGACACGAUUGCUCGUUACAGCCACGUCAGAUUCUGGGCCUCUAGAUCGUUUAUUUGCAGAUCAGCUUAGCAAACAUCAAACUUUAGUAACAUUAAUAGACCAAAAUUUAGCUGCACAGGAUAAUAUUUUAGCAGCCUUAACUGAUGCAUAUGCACAAACUGCUAAUGUAAGAAAAGGAGUAGAAGAGAUAUUAAAACGUCGGGAACAUAUCAUUUCUUCUUUGAUCAGUUCUUACGACGCUUACGAAGAUUUGUUGGCGAAGUCUAGUAAAGGACUCGAAUUUUAUAGAAAAUUAGAAAUAAACGUUUCAAAGUUACUUCAGAGAGUAAAAAGCACAUGUAAAGUACAGGAAGAAGAACGUGAACAUAUACUUGCUCAGGAUAAUAAUAAAAAUUCUCAAGAAAAGACCGAUACAGUGAUACCUGUUACUUAUGACCAGAGUCGUAAUCGAUCUGGCAGCGGACUUAAAUUGAAGGAUUAUCUGAAUAAUAAAACAGAGAUUGCUUCAAAUCAAUAUUACAAUAUAUACAAAGGUCAAAAACAAGGUCAAGUAGAUGCAACAGUAAAAUCAUACAUGAAUGAUGUAGUGGAUAAGAGCACAGUUCAUUCGAGUGGAAUGUCUGCAUUAGAUGUAGCAUCAGCUGCAAAAAUGCAGCAGUAUUAUCCUGCAACUUACACAGAUUAUAAGACAAAUUUACCGUAUUCUCACGAACCUUCUGCAUAUAAUGAAAAUCCGGCUAUGAACAGUGGCUUAAAUCAAAGUUAUAUGCAACUUAAUAAUUCAGACGCUGCAAGUACUUAUCCACAAAUUGCAACGAGUACAACCACAGAUAUGGCAAAUACUACAGUACAAUAUCCAGUAAAUUCUUUUGUACCCAAUGGACAGUUUCCUGCAACUAUAGAUGGACAACAUACAUAUUCUAAUACUCAACCACAAUAUAACUAUCCCGGUAGUACAUUGCAAUAUGAUAUGUAUCAACCUUCAGUCAAUUAUAAUGAAUACAAUGUUGCACAGCAAUAUUCUAAUGUGGAUAAGACUGGUAAUAUUAUUCAGAAUGAAAUGCUUUCUCAAGUGUCAACAGUGGCACAGACACCUAUGCCUUCGAGUUUAGUUAACAAAACAGCAGACAUACAACCGCAUCAUUAUCCCAGCAUAAACCAACCGGCACAACAGUAUACGCCAGAGCCUCAACAAAACCUUCCACAAGAACCUGUUCAAACUGUGAGAAGCCAACAUGUACUACCAGUGGAUAAUUCUCAGAUACAAAAUUAUACUCUUCCACAAGUAAAUCAAAAUGAAAUAGCACAGAAUUACGGUCCUGGAAUGUAUUAUAACAUGCCUGAACAGCAUUCUCAGCAAAUCACGACAACUCAGAAUACGUCUGAUACUACGAAUAUUGCUGUUUCAGCUCAAUACAUACCAACGCAGUACAUGAAUACGAACGUUCCUCAGUCCGUUCAUUCUACAACUUCGUUAACUGCUCCAAUGAACAACAUACCUACUUCGUAUUCUUCAAAUUUACACAAUCCCAAUAUUGCACAAUAUCCACAACAGAAUGCCACAGAACAAAAUAAGCAAAUUUAUACGGACAGAACGUAUCAAUAUGGAUCACAAGUACCUAUCAAUGAUACUGCUUUAAAUUAUUCUAAUACUUAUAACAGUUUACAGCAUGGAAGUGCAGUUUCAUAUUCACAAUCCAUGCUACCUACGGAAGCUUGUAAUACAUAUACAUAUACAAAUUCUAAUAAUGCUGAUAUAAUUCAGAGUCAUACAAAGUCCAGCACGAAUAUCCAAAAUUACUCGCAGACAUACCAAUAUCCUCAACAAUCUCAUUAUUCUGGAUAUGUAGAUUAUCCUCAUACCUAUAAUCAAGGGUAUAAUUACAUGCAAGGAACUCAAAUGACUACUGUAAUGACAGAACCUUAUAAAAAUCAUAUGGGUUAUACAUAUAACUCUACCACCCAAUGUUACGAAUACAAUCCUAACAAUAUUCAGGGUUCGCAACCUCUUCAAGUGUCACAGAAACCAACAGACUCAACAUCGCAAACAAGUUUCAACAAUGUUUAUCAACAGCAAGAAAGCAACGCAAGAUACACAAACGCUAGCAAUAAUUCUAUGGUUAGUCAGACUCCAUCUUCUCAAUAUUCAGGACAGCCAUAUCCCCCUCAAGGUUCAAAUGACAUUUAUUAUUCCACGCAGUAUGGUCUUCAAAUGCAAAAUCAAGUAUCUACAAAUAAAACUGAGAAUUUUACUAAUUAUAAUCAAACGUACAUGCAAGCUGUUAAUAAUGGAACGAAUACAACGACAAGCGGAAAUCCUACCAAAUCUGCUACAAAAUUAUCAGAAAAAUCCAAUGUGGAUUUACUUUCUGAUCUUGAUGUAACUAUAAACCAUGCGCCCUUAGUACCAGAAGUACGUCCUCUUAAUAAAGCUCAAGCACAGGAAGAAACAGUAACAAAAGAUGUGGCGAAUGAAAAUGAUAAAGAAAAGAAAAACGAAACUGAACAAACUAAUAUUCAACCUGUUGCAACUGAAGAUAAAACAGAGAAUGAAAAUUUACAAAUUGUGUGGGAUACGUGGUACAAUGAUGUGCAACCGAAAAAGGACCCUUUAGGAGAUCCAGCAGCGUUGCAGAAGUUUGUUAGUGAAGUUGAAAAAUACGAAAAAUUUGUUGAUAGUUUACUUGUCAAAACACUAAGUGGAGCAAGUAUCUUGGAUAUUAAAUGGAAAGAAAUUCAAGAAUUUCAGGAAAAAGAAAAUGAAAGGCAAUCAUCAAUAAUAGCAUGUGCGCCUUCCUCAAUAAAUGUAAGGGGCGACGCUAUUCCUUAUGAUACAACAAGGGUACAAAUAUCAUCAAAUCCUUCAAAGUACAUCAAUGCUUCCUAUAUUACGGAAAUUACACAGUGGAUACCAAUGCCAUUUAUUAUUACCCAAUUCCCAAUUGAACCGACAUUGGAAGUGUUUUGGACAAUGAUUUGGGAACAAGAAAGCGAGAUAAUCGCUUUUUUGUUAUCAGACACAAUGACAAACAAUGAAAGAUAUUGGCCUACAAAUAAAGAAGAUAUUCUAAAUGUUGGUAGUUUUACGAUUUCGUUAAAGAAAAGUGUAAAUCACAUUUAUUAUGUUCAAAGGGUCAUUUCUAUACAUAAUACUAAGAAAAAAUUAGAAAAGACUGUCGUACAUAUGCAAUUUCUUGCAUGGCCUCUCACUGACCUCCCUAGUAGUCCUGGACCAUUCCUUACAUUUGCAACAGACGUAAUGACGGAGCAAGCAUUGAGACAUUGUUCGAAACCAAUAGUGGUACACUGUUGGAAUGGUGGUACAUUAAGUAGUUUAUUCCUUGUAGCAGCAGCAACAGUAUGUCAUAUACGUGCUGGUUGUGGAAUAGUCGAUGUACCACUUGUAUUCAAAGGACUCAUAAAGUGUCGUACACAAGAUAUAGAUAAGGAGUCCUUGUUAUUUGCGUAUCAACUAGUGUUAUAUCAUGCUCAAGAUAUUUUGAUGAAACGUGGUAUAUUAUCAUCCACUCGUUCGACGUUUGAAAACUUUGAAGGAUUCAAAGGAAACAAGGAUAAGACAUUGAGAAAAAUGCAUCCCUCCGACGAUUUUCUUCAGAGUCUUGGUCUUAAUGCCCAGCGUUCGGAUGCUGAACAAGCUCGACAAAAAGGUUCUACUAAUACUGGUGCAGCUCAUUCAACUUCAACAUCGAUUCAAGAAAAAUCUAAAGAAGGAACAGCAGUUGACCCUCUAAGUCAGUUAGAUCCUUUAUGGUCUAUUAGAAGAUAAUCAAGUAUAUUUACAAAGAAAACUUUGCUAUGCACCAAUUAAUAAAUUUAUUAUUUAAUUGAACAUUUCCAUUCCUGUUUUUAAACUUAACACUAAUAAAAAAAAUAAGAUUAUUA